Molecule: messenger RNA, 1494 nt
Organism: Fundulus heteroclitus (mummichog)
Lineage: Eukaryota; Metazoa; Chordata; Actinopteri; Cyprinodontiformes; Fundulidae
Product: phosphate carrier protein, mitochondrial
Exons: 8
Coding region: 147-1220 (357 amino acids)
Biological process (GO): mitochondrial phosphate ion transmembrane transport
Cellular component (GO): mitochondrial inner membrane
Molecular function (GO): phosphate transmembrane transporter activity
Source: RefSeq, a predicted model, not a curated record
GGACAGAGAAGCGAGCGGUCCCGCCCAGGAAUUCGGCUGACGUCACGAAAGGACAAAUCGACUCAUCGCGAGGUCAUCCAGCCUCUACGAGCAGCCGGCUGCGGUAAAGCGGAGGCGCCAUCUUAAGACUCUGAAACUCCGCCGCCAUGUACCCGACUUCUCUGACGCAGCUGGCGAGGGCCAACCCGUUCAGCGCCCCCCUCUUCUCCCUCCAGAAGGUGGAAGAGCCCCAACAGAGCCUCGGCGGACAAAGGCCUCGCAGACUGGCGGCGGCCGCGACAUCAGACGAGGGAGACAGUUGCGAGUUCGGCUCUCAGAAGUAUUUAGUCCUGUGUGGUUUUGGUGGGAUUCUGAGCUGUGGCACCACCCACACGGCCGUCGUGCCCCUCGACCUGGUCAAAUGCAGAAUGCAGGUGAAUCCCGAUAAAUACAAGAGCAUUGGCAAUGGCUUUGCAGUGACCGUCAGGGAGGAUGGCAUGAGAGGCCUGGCCAAGGGCUGGGCCCCUACCUUCAUCGGCUACUCCAUGCAGGGCCUGUGCAAGUUCGGCUUCUACGAGGUCUUCAAGAUCUUCUACAGCGACCUGUUGGGAGAGGAAAACACCUACCUCUGGAGGACAUCACUGUACCUGGCCGCCUCAGCCAGCGCAGAGUUCUUUGCCGACAUCGCUCUGGCUCCCAUGGAGGCUGUGAAGGUCCGUAUCCAGACCCAGCCCGGCUACGCCAACACCCUCAGACAGGCCGUCCCUAAGAUGUUUGCAGAGGAAGGACUCUGGGCGUUCUAUAAGGGCGUGGUGCCCCUGUGGAUGAGGCAGAUCCCCUACACCAUGAUGAAGUUCGCCUGCUUCGAGCGCACCGUAGAGCUGCUGUACAAGUAUGUUGUCCCUAAGCCCCGCAGUGAGUGCAGCAAACCCGAGCAGCUCGUUGUCACCUUCGUGGCCGGUUACAUCGCUGGUGUGUUUUGUGCCAUCGUGUCACAUCCUGCUGACUCCGUGGUGUCCGUGCUGAACAAGGAGAAGGGCAGCACAGCCGCCCAGGUCCUCAAGAAGCUGGGACCCAAAGGUGUAUGGAAAGGUCUGGUUGCCCGUAUCAUCAUGAUUGGUACUCUGACCGCCCUGCAGUGGUUCAUCUACGACUCUGUGAAGGUGUACUUCCGCCUGCCCCGCCCCCCUCCCCCAGAGAUGCCAGAGUCCCUGAAGAAGAAGCUCGGCCUCACAGAGUGACACUCCCCUCCCAUCACCACCUCAGAGUCCUGCAGUCCCCAACUGAAAUUUCCAAAACGCACUCUGCAGUUUAUUCUGUCCUCGGCCCACGCUGAACAGGGGGCUGCUCCUUUUCUCACUGAACAACCCGGAAAAGAAGAGAAGGCGGCUGCUUCUUGCUCAUUAUGUUUUGACAGUAAAUAUUCAGCUAUAGAAACACCUGUAUGGUUUUAUUGACCCCUGUCUUAGAAUAAAUAUGUGGAAAUUCUAAUAAAAUUUCCUUGGAAAACGGUAA